AUGCUUCUUCUCGACUAUCAAAACGUCCUUAUCGAAUCCCUCCUAAGGGAACGAAUCAAUGGAGGAGCUACCGCCAACAUUGACCAGGUCGUCUCCGACUUCGAUGGCGUCACCUUCCACAUCUCAACACCCGAGAGCAAGACCAAGAUACUAGUGUCGCUGCACAUCAAGUGCUUCAAGGAGCUGGUCCAAUACGGCGCGCAGGCAGUGCUGGAGCGAGAGUAUGGGCCUUAUAUCGUGGAGCCAGAAUCUGGCUACGAUUUCUCCGUGCUGGUAGAUUUGGAAAACCUGCCAGAAGAGCAGGAUGCCAAAGAAGACCUGGUCAGGCGCGUUUCCCUACUCAAGCGAAACGCCAUGGCUGCACCCUUCGAGCAAGCCUUCGACGAGUUCCAUGAGUUGCAGGAGGAAGCCUCCAAGUACACAUCCGAGUCGGCGCCACAGGGUGUAGCGGAGGGCGGUGCCGUGCGCGCGAUCCACUACCGAGAGGAGGAAGCCAUCUACAUCAAGGCCAGCCACGACCGUGUCACCGUCAUCUUCUCCACCGUCUUCCGGGAAGAGACAGACAGGAUAUUCGGAAAGGUGUUCCUUCAGGAGUUCGUUGACGCCAGGCGGAGAGCUAUUCAGAACGCACCACAAGUGCUGUUCCGGAAUGACCCGCCGCUUGAGCUGCAAGGCAUCCCCGGAGUUGACAACUCUGGCUCGGCUGAGAUUGGCUACAUCACAUUUGUACUCUUCCCUCGCCAUCUCGCCAAGCAACGGCGCGAUGAGGUUAUCUCGCACAUCCAAACCUUCCGCGACUACUUCCAUUACCACAUCAAGGCUUCCAAGGCCUUCAUUCACACAAGAAUGCGCAAGCGGACUGCAGACUUCCUUCAAGUUCUCCGCAGAGCCCGACCCGAAACAGAGGAGAAGGAGAAGAAGACAGCCAGCGGUCGUACUUUCAAGGUUCAGGCAUAG
Messenger RNA from Alternaria ventricosa, 957 nucleotides. RefSeq lists its product as uncharacterized. The coding region runs from base 1 to 957 and encodes 318 amino acids. Gene Ontology annotation, molecular function: structural constituent of cytoskeleton; actin filament binding. The record is from RefSeq and is a predicted model, not a curated record. Gene Ontology annotation, biological process: Arp2/3 complex-mediated actin nucleation; actin filament polymerization. Gene Ontology annotation, cellular component: Arp2/3 protein complex; actin cytoskeleton. Lineage: Eukaryota; Fungi; Ascomycota; Dothideomycetes; Pleosporales; Pleosporaceae. The transcript is spliced from 5 exons.